Molecule: messenger RNA, 3536 nt
Organism: Crotalus tigris (Tiger rattlesnake)
Lineage: Eukaryota; Metazoa; Chordata; Lepidosauria; Squamata; Viperidae
Gene: NPRL2
Product: NPR2 like, GATOR1 complex subunit
Exons: 12
Coding region: 399-1364 (321 amino acids)
Biological process (GO): negative regulation of TORC1 signaling; positive regulation of autophagy; cellular response to amino acid starvation
Cellular component (GO): GATOR1 complex; vacuolar membrane
Molecular function (GO): GTPase activator activity
Source: RefSeq, a predicted model, not a curated record
CUUUAGAACAAUAUUGUUACCAGCGGGCAAGGUCGGCGAGCACGUUGGCGCGCGGAAAUCUGCAGGAAGGGUCUUUUCUUCAGGGUCACCAAGACGCACGCGCUCUGAGAUCGCUGUUUUUCCCAAGCUCUUUUGCUCGCCCGGUUGGAGUUAGCCUUGCACAUGCGUGCUUUGCCCGUACUCUUCCGUAGGAGUUACAACAAUGGAAAUCAGCAGCAGAAUUGAGUGUAUAUUUUUCAGUGAAUUCCACCCAACCCUGGGACCUAAAAUAACAUAUCAGUUCUGUCUUGUUCCUGCAGGUACCAGAGGAUUUUAUUUCCCGAGAGUUGUUUGAUACAGUGCAAGUAUACAUCAUCACCAAACCCGAACUCCAAAAUAAGCUUAUCACAGUUACGGCUAUGGAGAAAAAGCUAAUUGGUUGCCCAGUUUGCAUUGAACAUAAGAAAUACACCCGGAAUGCCUUGCACUUCAACCUUGGCUUUGUUUGUGACGCUAGAGCUAAGACCUGUGCACUGGAACCGAUUGUGAAAAAAUUGGCAGGUUACCUUACUACUCUGGAGCUUGAAAGUGGUUUCAUUUCCAAUGAUGAGAGCAAGCAAAAAUUGAUACCCAUCAUGACCAUCCUACUUGAAGAACUGAAUGCUACUGGCAAAUGCACUCUGCCUAUUGAUGAAUCAAACACCAUUCACCUGAAAGUGAUUGAGCAACGUCCAGAUCCCCCAAUUGUACAAGAAUAUGACGUCCCUGUCUUCACCCAAGAUAAAGAUGACUUUUUAAAUUCUCAAUGGGACCUCACUACUCAACAGAUCCUGCCAUAUAUUGAUGGGUUUCGUCAUGUUCAGAAAAUAUCAGCUGAAGCAGAUGUAGAACUCAAUUUGGUUCGAAUUGCUGUCCAAAACCUUUUAUACUACAAUGUAGUCACUCUUGUUUCAAUACUUCAAUACUCAAAUGUCUAUUGCACAACUCCUAAAGUUCAGGACCUAGUGGAUGAUAAAUGCCUGCAAGAUGAAUGUCUCUCAUAUGUCACAAAACCAGGACACAAGCGAGCCAGUUUGAGAGAUGUUUUCCAGCUCUACUGUGGACUGAGCCCUGGGACGACUGUUCGAGACCUUAUUUGCCGCUACACUCUCCAACUCCAGAGAGUGGAUGAAAGAAAACUCAUCCAGUUUGGUUUGAUGAAGGGUCUUAUUCGGCGGCUCCAGAAAUAUCCUGUAAAAAUAGCUCGGGAUGAAAGAAGUCAUCCAGCUCGAUUGUACACUGGCUGCCAUAGCUAUGAUGAGAUUUGUUGUAAAACAGGAAUGAGCUAUCGGGAAUUGGAUGAAAGAUUAGAGAAUGAUCCCAAUAUAAUUGUUUGUUGGAAAUGACACUCUUCGAGAAAUGGGAUGAUUAUUAUGCCCCGCUAAUUGUAAUUGGGCUGCAUGAGACAUUGUGGUGGCCCCAGGACUCUUCUGGUUCAUGAAAAGCAGCAUGGCUUAAACUAGCUUCUGAAACAAAGGGUUAAUGGAUUUGAUCCUCUUUGAUCAGCAGAGAUGCUUCUUUUGGGGGAAGGGGUGUUAAAGACACACCGGGCGUAUAAAGAAACUUCAGAAGGCUAUGGUGUUGAGCAAGGGAUAAAAUAGUUUGAAAAUAGUUUGGAAGGAACUGAAAUGGAAAUAUGUCUAGCAGGGAAUGCUGUACAAUAAAUCCUCCCCCUUAAUUUGCUGCUCCUCAGCAGGCAGAAAAAUCUAUUCUGCUUAUUAGUGUCUCACCCUGGAUUUUCCCCAUAACUAAUAACUACAUACUUCUCUAUCAUAAUAUGCCUUCUUUUUUAACAAAAGGGAUCAUACCCACUUGAAAUUCUUUAAGAGUUUUGAAAAAAAACUCUUGCCGAUUAUAAAUCAUGGAUAAUCAUCCUAAUAAAAAGCAAGCCUACUCUUUUUAGGAAGUAAAACACUGAAGUAAAAUUGUGGAAAUAAACCUGCAGCAUAGUUACAUUUAAUAUAAUUGGGCUCAACCUAUUUACUUUGAAUACUUUUCAAAACUACUGAUUGUGAGAAAGAAUAAUGGGCCUCUUCUAUUUUAUAAAGCUCACAUAAACUAGAAUAUUUUUCUGUGGAAAUUUAAAGCAAAUGCAGCAAUUGAAAGGGAAACUAAUCAUAGUAAAAAUAAAGUGUAGAAUCUCUCAUUCAUUAUUUGAUAUCUUCCUCUUAUAAAUCAAUUAAAGCUUUUGCAUCUGAAAAGAACUUGAGGUAUAUGGGUGGAAUUUUGAUAAAAUGAUUGCUAGCACAAACUGACUACUUUAGUAAAGGUAGACAGUGCCAAAUACAGGUGGCCCCCACUUAUCUACCAUAGUUGGUACCAACAACUCUUGUCACUAAGCAAUGUGAUUGUAAAGUGAAACAUCACAUGACCAUGCUAAUUAAUCAUAGCAAUUCCAGCUGCAGCCAUGAAGCAUGAUCAAGUGUAACUUCCUUCUGGUUUCCUCAUUGACUUUGCUUGUCAGGAACUGGCUGUGAAGGUCGUAAAUGGCGAUCACAUGAGUGCAGAACUCUGCAAUAGUUGUAAAUGUGCAUUGGUCACAGGCUUGAUAAAUCACAUUGACUAUGGGGGUGCUGCAAUGGCCACAACUUUGGGGACCAGUUGUAAUUUCCUUUUUCAGUGCCACUUCAAGUGGCUACUGAAUGAGUGAUAAGCAAGGACUACCAGUAUUAAUUUGAAACCACACUGAGGAUAUUUCUCCCAUAAGACCUCCCAGAAGCAUUUUAUCACAUUUACUUAGAUGUCUUUUGUAUUUGUGGGGGAGGGUCAUUUCCAAAUACAGCACUGGACUGUAUCUCCCCUGUAAUUUUCAUUUUCUAAGAAUACUCUAUAUACAUGCAUACACAUAUAUAAACAUACAUAGAGGAUACAGAGGCAUCACUGGAAUUAAAAGUGUUACUUGAGCAAAUGUUCUUUGUAGUAUGUUAAUAUCUAUGUCCUAUGCUAUUUGUGAAUAUAGUAGCAAGUUUAUAUAUUUGGCAAAUCCAUACAUCUUAGCUGACCUAAAGUUCUGUAACCGUUUACAAACUUUUUACAUUCUAUUACUGCUGCAUUCUAUUAAAUUGUUCUUGAUUGAUUCAUUGUGUUAUCAAUUUCAACUCUUAGUGGCCACAUAGAUUUGCUGCCUGAGUGCAUCUUAGCUGAUGGAAAUUAUUAUUUUAAAACUAUAUUCUCUGAAUCUGUAAUUUCUAUUUUAGAGAGGUGCUCCAUAAACCUUAAGAGGGAAAAAACAUGAGUCUAAAUAGUAUCUUAGUUUGACCUUUUUGUGCUUUUUUUCUCUGCCAACUUGGUAAAACUCAGUGUAAUGAUUUACGUUUUGGGGGUAGAUAUCUGUUGAGCACAUAAAGGAAGAUUUUUGACUAUACUGUCAUAUCAGGUAGAAAAAAAUCUUAGGUUACCAGGGGAGUGUUCUGAUUUUUAAAAACUGCAUUUGAGAAUAAAAUGGGUAUUUUAGCAUUCUUGUAAUUACAAACUACUGUAUACCUUAGGGAUUAAAGAUGUAUAACUUCUACUUUAGA